AUGAUCCGCCACUCGACAGGUAUUGUGCAUUUAGCGAUGGACACAGUAGACGAACGCACCCGUCACCUGAGCGACCACAUCUACCACAUGAUCACAUUCGCGGCGAUUGUCAUUUGUCGACUACUGCAUGGCUAUGAAGGCCAACUGGCCUCGUCCCAUAACAUCGAGGAGCUGGAUGCCUUGAUCCACAGCCUCGUGCAGUGGCUGUACUGCAUUGGCCUCCCUUGCCAUGCUGCCCAUACCUUGGGAAAUAUAAUUGGGAAAGUGCAUCAGAAACUGCGUCCUCAUGUGCAUACCGUAGCGCCUAUUGCGCAGCCGGAUGAGAUCCCCGGAGAUUUCAGCAAUUACUAUUUCCCCGAGUUUCUGGGGCUGGGGAUGUCGGCGGAUGGGGAUUGGGAUCUGCUCUCUAAUAUGGGUUUCUUUCCCCACGGUUCAUCUGGUUCUAGGGCUUGA
Messenger RNA from Penicillium alfredii, 453 nucleotides. RefSeq lists its product as uncharacterized. The coding region runs from base 1 to 453 and encodes 150 amino acids. The record is from RefSeq and is a predicted model, not a curated record. Lineage: Eukaryota; Fungi; Ascomycota; Eurotiomycetes; Eurotiales; Aspergillaceae. The transcript has a single exon.